AUUGACAUCACUUCCGAGUUUUGGACGAUUCAUCUUCUUGUGAUUAUUUAUUUUGACCAUUUGCUUUAUAUUACCGCACUUUUAUGUUGAUAAAGGUAGAAACCAAAUACAAUUUAUUUUCUUUCGAAAGUGCUGUAUCAAAAUGUUCAGCUCUGGACCAAAUUACUCCAAGCUGAGAACCAAUUUGAGGUUGUCAAUCAACAGGCUAAAACUCUUGGAGAAAAAGAAGACAGAAAUGGGAGAAAAAGCUCGAAAGGAAAUUGUAAAUUAUAUCACAAGUAACAAAAUUGAUAGAGCAAGGAUCAGAGUUGAGCAUAUCGUCCGAGAAGACUACCUUGUCGAAGCAAUGGAGAUACUCGAGAUGUACUGUGAUCUUCUACUGGCACGUAUGGGUCUCAUUGAGAAUCAGAAGGAUCUAGAUCCUGGUCUUGAGGAAGCCAUAGCAACCAUUAUCUGGAUCACACCUCGUUUAAUAUCUGAUGUUGCUGAACUGAAGACUGUUACUGAACAACUCACUUCAAAAUAUAGUAAAGAAUUUGCUGACGCAUGCAGGAAAAAUGAGUUGAGCAAUGUAAAUCAGAGAAUCAUACAAAAAAUGAGUGUCGAAGCUCCCCCAAAACUCCUUAUUGAAAAAUAUCUCAUAGAAAUCGCUAGGACUUAUAAUGCUGCAUUUGAACCUGAUCCAACCAUAAUGAAAGAAGAUGAAAUCUACAUGGCAGAAAAUCAGCUUAUGAAUUUUGACAAUGCAACAAAUAACGCAAGAAGUGGGGGAGGAGGAGGAUCGAAUGAGGCCCCUGUCCCUAAUGCUGCAUUUAACUACCCUCCAGCACAGGCCCAAGGAGGAUAUCCACCACCCCAGAAUCAUGCCCCUCCCUUUACGAUGCCAGCUGUUCCACCAGGCAUGCCCCCUCCCCCUGCUGUGGUACAUCCUCCACCCCAGUCAAUGAACUACAACAAUCCUGGCUACCCGCCACAGAAUCAAACCAAGAAUCCUAAUGCUGCACAAGACUUCCCAGAACUGCCUGAUCUACCUGCUGUACCAGGGUCAGAUCCAGGGAGCAGCAUGAGCCAAGGCGCAGGGAAUGAGAGUGUUGAUUUUGAUGAUCUUACUAAGAGAUUUGAAGAACUGAAGAAAAAGAAGUAGAUAAAACACAUCAUAACUGCUGUGUCUGUGAACAUUUUAUUUAAGAUACAUUGUAUUUAGUGCUUUUUGGCAUCAGGUUUCAUGGUCAUCAUAUUAAAUAUUAUUUAAAUAUCAUCAUCAUAAAUACUAUGUUUAUGUCAGUAUGUACUGUAAAAAUGAUUCAAUCUGUGAAGAAUUGUCAAAUUAAAUUGAGAACUUUUCUGUGGUAGGCUGUGAUGGAAGAAUAUCAUAUCGACAGCAAAUGCAUUCAACCUAUAAUCUUAGAGAAAUUGACUGUAUGGUCAACACAAGUCUUUGAUCAAUUGUAUUACUCCGUAUUCCUGUUAUCCUGCAACGGACCUAAAACAAUAUUCAUGGAUUACAUGUGUGUAUAGCUAUGGACUUUCCAGAGCCUAUUUCAAACAUAUCAUUGAUUGAUAUAAUUAUUGCCAAAGUUGAAAAUAGUGACUCAUCUUCAAUAUAUUAUAAAUCAAGCAUCACUGACACCAGACAACAAAAUAUAUUUUUCUUUUAGGUAUAUUUUGUUUGAUUUAUAAUUAAAUAUAUUAUAUUAUCCUAUGACAAGUGAGGUUUCGUGUACAUAACAGCAGGAUAUAGAAUUGAUAUCUUGGGGGAGCUGGAUAUAUGUUUACCUCCUGCU
Molecule: messenger RNA, 1784 nt
Organism: Owenia fusiformis
Lineage: Eukaryota; Metazoa; Annelida; Polychaeta; Sabellida; Oweniidae
Source: the annotation of a GenBank genome assembly